GCGUUUGGUACUGUUGUGUGGCCUUGGAAAUUCGCAGUCGUCGUCGGGUCGUCGUGGUGGUUGAGUGUGUAUGGUGUUGUGUGUGUGUGUUUGCGCUCAGGCCGCACUGGCGUUUCCUUUCCAAGCUUACCAUUUGCCAUAAGAGUGUUUUACUUCGCUGGGACCGUUUUCUGCGUUACUCUUUUGAUUUGCAAUCACACAUCUCAUCCCUCUGAAGAUGGAUCCAGAGGCGUUCCUAGAUCUUGCGAAUCAAGUUACCAAGCUUAACCCGUUCCCGUAUUUCGACAUUGCACACUGUGCAAUCACCUGCUUCUAUGUCAGGGAAGACAUUGGAUCAGGGGCGCUGGCGUUCUCGCGGAAACACCCGCUGGCCACCUGGUUCUCCUCCAUGUUCUCCAUAUUCGCCGGCGGUCUGCUGGCCAACUUCCUGCUGGGCGAGCCGGUGCUGGGCGCCGUGAAGAACAACAACCAGCUGCUGCUAGCCACGGCCGUCUGGUACGUGAUAUUUUAUUCUCCGUUUGACAUCGGUUACAAGGUCGUCAAGUUUCUGCCUUUCAAGGUCGUUCUCUCCGCUAUGAAAGAGGUGUACCGGUGUAAGAAGGUGCACGACGGCGUCACCCACGCGGCCAAGCUGUUCCCCACGGGCUACCUCAUUAUGGUGCUGGUCGGCACCGUCAAGGGCAACGGCAGCGGCUUCGUCAAGAUCAUGGAGCGCCUGUUCCGCGGCGUUUGGACCCCCACUGCCAUCGACAUCAUGGGACCCAGCUUCCCGACCAAAGCCUCGAUUGCGGCGGCCAUUAUCUUCGUGCUUGAUAAGAAGACGGACAUCAUCUCUGCCCCGCAUGCGCUGGUCUACUUCGGAAUCACCAUCUUCUUCGUCUACUUCAAGCUGUCCUCGAUGCUGCUGGGCAUCCACGAUCCGUUCGUGCCGUUCGAGAACCUCUUCUGCGCCGUGUUCCUGGGCGGCGUCUGGGACUCCCUGCAGCGCGCCGUCUCCGGAGGAAAGGCACCCGCCGGCGACCAGGCGCGAGCCGACGCCAAGCCGGAGGCCGCCAAAAAGAAGGACUGAGCCGGCUGAGAGCCGCCGGCCGCACUCGACAGCGGUGUUCUGUUGGUUUCAGCUUCUAGUUACAAUCUCUGUCGCUCUGAGAACGAUCAGAACACGUACGGCGGAAUCCACCCGGACUCCCGGCUCGCUGGCUGGACUCCGACCGGUGUGUGUGCUGGUGGCUGGCGGUAACUCGGCCGGUCGGAUGGCUGGACUCCGACCGGUGUGUGUGCUGGUGGCUGGCGGUAACUCGGCCGGUCGGAUGGCUGGACUCCGACCGGUGUGUGUGCUGGUGGCUGGCGGUAACUCGGCCGGUCGGAUGGGUGGACUUCGACCGGUGUGUGUGCUGGUGGCUGGCGGUAACUCGGCCGGUCGGAUGGGUGGACUCCGACCGGUGUGUGUGCUGGUGGCUGGCGGUAACUCGGCCGGUCGGAUGGCUGGACUCCGACCGGUGUGUGUGCUGGUGGCUGGCGGUAACUCGGCCGGUCGGAUGGGUGGACUCGUGGCCGACGGUGUCGACGCUCGGCCGGCCGCUGGCUCGAGUCUCAGCUGAUUGUCCGAACCAUCGACUGGCAGCUGUCCUGACACCGCGCCCCGUCCGACCGGUUCCCAUCCUUCUCUCUCCCUCCGGCUGUUUUUCUCAGUAAUACUGCAGAACAGCAGCCAUUGGUGUGGGAACCCAAAUCGCAAGCAGUCAACGAAGACACUUUACGCAAUGACGAAAACAUUCAUAUGUCGCAAAUGCAACUGCAUGGGCUUUUACCAGUCGACAAGUCUGGCAUAAGAAUGCCAGGUAAAUGCGUUUUUAACAAUGCCCUGUUUCGAUGUAUGACAUGUUUUCGUUGUUGCGUAAUUUGCUUUUGGUCUUUUUACACCAGCCCCUUCUCCAUGCGUCCUAGCCGCCGCCCUUGCCAUCCCUCGCGCUUAGUCCCUCCCGCUCCCCCACGCCGACUUUGGUGAUCAUUUUUAGACUGAUAAUCUGUCCCACCCCUCCGCAUUGUUAAGUUUUAUGGCAUGAAGGUGUGAUUUUACGGCUCCUGUGAUUUGUGGUGUUUUAUGAACAUUGGGUGAUCCAAUUUGACGUGACGAUGUAACGAUCAAGAGCUUCGAACGAGCUUGGCCGUCGCCUUGCCAUCCUCGCGUGUUUGAUUCUGGCUGACUCGGUCCGAGAUUAUCUGUGUGGUGUUCAGGCUCCCCGUGUGUUUUGUCUGCUUCGUGUAUGCAACCCGAUCGUUUGUACUGAAAGACAAGAGGAGCACGGCCCCGUCCCGUCGCUCUGACUCAGCCUUGUGGCGUCCUCUGUUUCGUCCCGCCCCGCUCAGGAACGGUGUAGAUGUCGCCAUCGUUCUGUGCGCCUGAGUGCAAUAGAUGCUCUGACGGGUCA
Messenger RNA from Amphibalanus amphitrite, 2432 nucleotides. RefSeq names its product trimeric intracellular cation channel type 1B.1-like. The transcript has 7 exons. The record is from RefSeq and is a predicted model, not a curated record. NCBI's taxonomy places the organism in Eukaryota, Metazoa, Arthropoda, Thecostraca, Balanomorpha, Balanidae. Bases 218 to 1069 code for a protein of 283 amino acids. Gene Ontology annotation, biological process: potassium ion transmembrane transport. Gene Ontology annotation, cellular component: membrane. Gene Ontology annotation, molecular function: potassium channel activity; identical protein binding.